AUGGUAGAACGAUUUAAUCAGACGUUGGAGAGGUACCUAGCAAAAGUUGUGGAAAAACGGCAACGAGACUGGGACAGGGACAUACAACCGUUUUUGUUGUCAUAUCGAAGCAAUGUUCACGAAAGUACAUCAGUGACACCAGCUUUCGCAAACUUUGGGAGAGAAUUACGACUGCCUGCAGACCUGAUCACUGGAAUACCACAUGAUGCCCCACGCAGUAUAACCGAUUAUGCAAAUGACUUGCGGAACAAAAUGAAUGACAUUUAUGAGCACGUCAGACAGUCGGGCCAGCAAACGUCUGAGAGGAUGAAAAUACGGUAUGACCGCAAAAUGAACAACAAAGGGUUUGACGAAGGUUCACUAAUGUGGUUUAACAAUCCAGUUCGCAGCAAAGGGAAAUCUCCUAAGCUUACAAAUGGGACGGACCGUACCGGAUUGUGGCAAGGAUCAAUGACGUAG
This is a messenger RNA of Parnassius mnemosyne (clouded apollo), 459 nucleotides long. The record is from the annotation of a GenBank genome assembly. NCBI's taxonomy places the organism in Eukaryota, Metazoa, Arthropoda, Insecta, Lepidoptera, Papilionidae.